Messenger RNA from Dibothriocephalus latus, 1731 nucleotides. Lineage: Eukaryota; Metazoa; Platyhelminthes; Cestoda; Diphyllobothriidea; Diphyllobothriidae. The record is from the annotation of a GenBank genome assembly.
AUGUUCACCUCGUUGGCCAUUCUUAAGCGUUACAUUUACUUCUGUGGUAUCGAAUCUCAUCGAGACCCUGAGAGCAAAAUACGACUGGAACGAGAUUCAACAACGCCUGAAUGGUCAAAACGCCAACACACGAUUUCAAAAUUGGAAGUUGCUUAUGAAGAAUUUGCAAGAAUACUACCUGGUGCAGCUGUGGUUGAAAUGGAGAAGGCGGUACUCUUGCUUCUGUUAGCCGCCAUCAAGUGUGAGCACAGGGAGUAUUUUAUUCGUCAGAUCAUGGAAGAAUUGAAUGCUGACGUUCAGAGGGGCAUAAUGCAGAGUAUAACCUACUUCACGGAUGGUCACGACGGCGUGCAAAGUCUUGCCGGUAUCCAUGAUCUGAACCCAGAACUUGAAUUAACCGUGACCCGGGCCAUCUCCAACAGGGAAGAACUGUAUUUUCGUUUGGCCGAAGAGGUAAUACUUAGGAUCUGUGAUCGUCACCCAGACUGGACGCCCACCAAGGGCCGCUAUUCCGAUGGAGAAGGACCAACCAGUUCCCCUAAGGAGAAGAACGGUGCAAAGCGCAGCCAUUCUAUGGCCUCAUUACUGGACCUCCUUGGCGGCUCCUUCAAGGGCACUUGUCCUAGCUCCGAUGCCGGUGUCUCUGAUCCUGACACCGGUGGCCGCAUCAGACACCAAAGUGGCUCCAACCUGGCAAUAAGAGAAGAGGAUACACAAGGUGAUGGAAAGAAAUCUGCAGCAGCGGUCGUGGAGGCGAGUGAUGAGGACAAAGGGCAACAUCUAAUAGACUUGAUGGAAGGCGGCAGUUUAGAUCGAUUCUUGGCUUCCGUGCACAACUCGGAACAGACGGACGAGUUGGCGGAAUUGCAUGAACAGUUAUGUGAAAGCCAACGAGAGCUGAGUCAACUGCGAGACGAGCGGGCCCGUCUGGCCGAUGCAGCAAUUCGUUGUCAGGAGCUCGGUGAAGAGAUAACGGUUCUUACCGAAGAAUGCGAGAAUCUGAAGUUGCAAGUAUCAAAAGAGAAUGAAGAGGGCACCAAACUACGUCUCCUUGAAGAAAAACUGCUGGAGAAGUCGAAAAGAAUCUUGGAUCUUGAAUGGCAACAUGACAAGGAUCUGGAGGAAAUUCAGUGGAUGCGAAAUGAACUCACUGAUUUGCAACUGAAGACGAUUUCAUCUGCCCGACUGCAGCAAAUGUCUCCGCAGAGUGGUGAGGGCAAUGAUGAAAUUAGUGAGAUUAAUGAACAACUAAAUCUUUUACUGCCCGACCAACCAGCCGAGGCCGGCCCGUUUUCGAUCGAUCUCCCAACUCCUCCACCACCGUCUGCAAUCGAAGGAGACAGUCAAAUCACUCAGGUUGGCAUUACCUCACGUCUGCGUAGUUUAAAUAUGUUGGGAAUAGAUCUGGUUAUCGACUUUGAAUCCUAUGAGAGACGACUGAACGCUAUUGAAAAGCAACUAUUUCAGUCCUUAAGAUUAUCAGAUCAGUUUGCAGGACGAAAUCUCGUUAAUGCGGAGGAACAGAAGAAUUCCGGGCUCUCAAAUCAGGAAGUCUCCUGUGAGGGGAACCGGAAGCUAACUGAAACCUUAGACAAUGUUAUGUGUCAUCUGGAGAAGCUGGCGAUGGACAUUGCAAAGACCUCAAACGCUAACAGGCGUCGUGAAUUGAGACACGAGUUAGUUUUUUUUCUGUCCUAUUUUUCAUCCGCACAUGCUAAUUGGACCUUUUGA